AUGAAUCGUGCCUUAACAAGAAAUAGUUUAACAAAAGAAACAAGAUUAAAUGAUAAAUUGUCAAAACGAAAUAAUGAAAUUGAUACAGAUAAAAAUGGACACAAUAUGUAUGAAAAUUUACAGGAUCAAAAAGAAAGGAAUUAUGGAGUAAAUAAAACAUUAAAAAAUGAAUAUGAAAAAUACAAUUUAAAGAAUACUUCAUCAAAAUCAAUUCAUUGCAUGACAAGAUUGAAGAACUGGUUAUACAGAAAAAUCUUUAAGGAAAGUAAUUUUUGGAUAUAUAUGUCAACAUUUACAGGUGUAUUCGGAGGUGCUGCAGGUGUUAGCAUGUUUUCUACCAUAUGUGUAGCUGGUGCAACUACUGUAGCUGGUGCAACUGCAAAACUUGCAACUUCUCUUCUUCCGGCAUUUGGUGGUCUUUGGGGGUGUCUUUGCGUUUCUUAUAAUAUUAUUAAUUUUAGGAACAUGGAUGCUUGUUACAUGGUUAUGGCAACACAAAGAAGUAUAUAA
This is a messenger RNA of Plasmodium adleri (nom. inval.), 510 nucleotides long. Its product is annotated as Plasmodium exported protein, unknown function. Bases 1 to 510 code for a protein of 169 amino acids. NCBI's taxonomy places the organism in Eukaryota, Apicomplexa, Aconoidasida, Haemosporida, Plasmodiidae. The transcript has a single exon. The record is from RefSeq and is a predicted model, not a curated record.